Messenger RNA from Gigantopelta aegis, 6138 nucleotides. RefSeq names its product metabotropic glutamate receptor-like. Bases 1 to 2538 code for a protein of 845 amino acids. Lineage: Eukaryota; Metazoa; Mollusca; Gastropoda; Neomphalida; Peltospiridae. Gene Ontology annotation, molecular function: adenylate cyclase inhibiting G protein-coupled glutamate receptor activity. The record is from RefSeq and is a predicted model, not a curated record. Gene Ontology annotation, biological process: regulation of synaptic transmission, glutamatergic; G protein-coupled glutamate receptor signaling pathway. Gene Ontology annotation, cellular component: membrane. The transcript has 3 exons.
AUGGUCUUCAUGUCCCGACCCUUUGACUAUAUUGGAGAAUUGUCCACUACCGGAGAUGUGACAGUAAUCCACGACAAAUCAGUAGUUCUUCCUGCAUCAAGUCAGUGCAGUGGGUGGUGUUCCAAAUGUCGUCAAUGUAAACCGCGGGGGAAAUCAGACGACCAGAAGCUGUAUCUGCAGGGCGAUAUUCUAAUCAGUGGAGUCUUCCCAAUCCACCAGCGAGGUCUCACAUCCUUUAAGUGCGGCUUUGUGUCGGGAAUGCUCGGCUCUGAUCGAGCCGUGGAAGCAUUCAUGUAUGCCAUAGAAUCAUCACAGUCCCGCUAUCCAUACCUGCUUCCAUCCGUCAAUGUUGGCGGCCUGGUGUUCGAUUCCUGUUCUGAUACUAGUCACGCCGUACAGUCCAUUGGCAACUUCGAAUCCUGUUCCACCUCAUUAUCAAACUCUGAAUUGUGGGCACCGGAUCCAAGCAGCAAUAUGGGCUACGUGCUUGAUGGCGGUGAAGGGGUAAACCAAUAUGUCUGGAGAGCUAUUAGGCACAUUGGAAAAAUCGUCCUGGCAACAGAUGCAGAUGGAGAUGAACUGCCUACUCUUAAUGAAGAGGCUGCCGGUGAAUUAGAAGCAAUAUCUUCUGUCCUCUUUCACUUGAACUGGACAGAUAUAAUCAUCCUGGCCACAAAUUCGACAAGGCAUGUUCAGUUAGUGCACUCAUUAUUCGUAAUUGCGGCUCGUAGCAACAUUUGUGUUUUGAAAACAAUCUAUUUCGAACAUUAUAAUACAAGCUCUCUUAAUACCAUUGCACGGGAGUUAAAUAGUUCACCAAAAAUGGCCGUUGUCGUCCUUGCCCAUAAAACAGACACUCUGAAGUUGUUUCAACACAAUGGUAUCAUUCGUUUUCCGCGACCUUGGCUAGUGAGUGUGACCAGUGACGACUGGAGAUCUACAUCUGAUGUACACUUUCCUUAUGGAUCCAUUCUCUUGGACAAGAAAGGCAAAUUCAGUAAACAUUUUGAAGAGUUCUCGCUCGCCUUUAAAAUAACUGACAGUGGUCUCAAUCCGUGGUGGCAGCAUUACUGGCAGGAGCGGUUCCAGUGCAAGUUGCCAGGGGUGAACUCUAAGUAUGAUGCAAGUUGUCCAAAUGCUUAUGAUUCUCGGGAUGAGCCUUCAACAGUUGCUGCAAAGAUAAUUAAAGGAGUGGACCUCAUCUUGCACUCUAUCCAUGACCGAUAUAUGGAAUUGUGUCCCAGUAUCAUGGGGUUAUGUGCCAGGUUUCUAAACGAGGGCGUGCCCGCAUUGCCCUCAGUUAUAAAAAGUGUUAGGUUUGAGUUUGAGCAAGAAACUGUCCGGUUUGCAGGUUCUAACAGGCUUGAUGCUUCGUAUGUUAUAAAGAGUCACCAACCACGCGGUACAGUUAAGAUAGGAGAAUGGCAUGAUUUUCAUCUGCAACUGGACUUUAACAAGUUGAGGUUUUACGACAACAACGGGGACGUGUUGCCAUCAACGCUGUAUUCCCAAUGCUACGAAGACUGCAUGUGUCUCAACAUCAAGACAACACCGCCAACCACUGAACCAGCAGUAGAAGUACUCGACCCUGCCCACUUCUCCAACUCGUCAGGACAGUUCAACGGUGUCCUGUGGGCAACCGUCAUCCUGGCUAUAGCAGCAUCGGGGGCAUUCAUCUCGUUUGUGCUCAUGCUAUACGUCCUCUACAAAGUCUGCUCUGGAGCUCUCGCCAAACGGCACGUGUGGCUGGGAUUUAUGCUCCUGGCUGGCGUCAUGUUGCUGUAUCUGUCUGUGAUCCCCUUCACGUUCACCCCAUCGGAAGGAGUCUGCGGGUUGAGGUAUUUCGCACCAGGCUUCAGCUACGCCCUGUGUUUCGCGUCUAUACUUGUGAAGCUGACUUCCCUGAGAGAUUAUCGAUUAAUCGGCCUUGGAGGCGAGGUCUCAAAUCUCAAUCAGAUGCUGUCGGUGCUGUUCGUGAGUGGGGUGCAGAUCGCCGUGGGUGUCCAGUACUGGGUUCAGAACAAGCCCAUGCUCCUCACUCGAUCCAUCGGCUUAGACGCCAUGUUCGCGUGCUCCUUCGAGAAGAAGGAGUUCGUAGUGUACCUCGUUUACAUCAUGAUUCUCAUAGUGACGUGCUCCUUGUACGGUAUUGGCGUUCGCAACGAACGCAAGAAUAUGGGAGAGGCCAAGCUGCUGCUCACGUGUAGCUGGCUGUGCGUGGUGGUGUGGGUGGCGUGGCUCAUCGUGGUCUUCGUGUUGAGUAGCCAGUACACUGAUGCGUCCAUAUGCAUCGCCAUCCUGGCCUGUGCCACGCUGAUGCUUGUGGGUAUUUUUAUUCCCAAGAUCCACCUCGUGUCGAGACUCAAGUACGAUGUGUCCAAGCACGCAUCGGGCAAUGCGAGCAAUGGUUACAAGGUGGACCCAGAUUUCUUCUUCGAAAGACCUUACUCUUUACCUGGGACAAUGACCAGCACGUACUCUUCUGUGAAGACCUUCCCAAAGAGCAUCACCAAUUUUGACUCUUCCAUGAGCUAUUAAAUUAGCUUUCCUGUAUAUUUUAAAUUAUUAUUGUUAUUGAAUAAUCAUAUUUUGGGUGUUUCUGAUAUAUUUAACGUUAGUUUGACAAUGAUUUGCUAUUCCAUAACUUUGAUAUACCGGUAUUGUAUUUUGAUGUUGAUAAUUCAUGGCACUAUUUUCUAUCCCAGUGUGUUUAUGAAGUUGAAGGAUAAGUACAUCUUUGCAUUGUUUUCCUAAUCAACUGAAGACUUUGGAAAUUAAUAAAAUAUUGGGCAAAAUGUACGAAGCCUGUUUAUCUGAAACGCAGGUGUUUAAGCGUUGUAAAAGCAUAUAGUUAGACAGUUGUAAGUCAAAAACAAGCUUUGUAAUGUCACAUGCUAUUUUGUUUUAAUUCGGCCCAUUGUUUUUGGCUUAGUAAUGACAUACAGUAAUGCAAUCCCAUCGAUUUGAAAUAUAUAAAAUGCAGUUUCUGUCAUAUCUACUUUCCACUGAGCAAAGUCUUCCAAUACAGGGCUUGCCCCCUGACAAUUUCACUGUGAGUCUUUUGUAAAAUUGGCAGCCCUAUAGUUUAGGUAUAAGAAUAAACAAAAAUCGUGAUUCCUACUGAAAGAAAACAUUUUCCUAAUGGGCACCACACAUUUGUAGCAAGAAUUGUGCAGAAUGUAAUAUUUUACCUACCCCUGUCUGAAUAUACUCAAAACUAAAUGAGACUUCUUUUAUUUCGGGUAUUUUUCAUACUGAGCGGUAAUUACACUGAUUAUUUCUGUCUUUUUUCCCUUCUUUUCAUCUUUUUGUACAUGAUAUACUUCAGCAUAAUACUGUUAAAUUUAUUUUAUUUUGAUGUACAAAAGAACAAUCCAAAGGUCGCCGUUUGUUAAAGUUAAAAGAUCCCCAAGAAACGAAAAAAUAAUUUAACAAUCAGAAGAGGUGGUUUCAUUGUAUGUAGACCAUAACUGUAUAAAUAUAAUAUAAUUUACACAUGUAUGUACCGAUGUUGUUGAUCAAAAUAGCAAUUGUCACACAUUACGCUCCGAGUUUAUGAAGCCUGUUUUUCUUAAACGCGGGUGUUUGAGCAUUGUAGAUGUACCGUACGCAUUUACACGCGUGUAAGUCUAACACAUAUUUUGUAAAUUCGGCCUGUAACGUGUCUAUAAGUAUACUAUUACUUGUGCUGUGAGUUUGUAUGUGUGUAUGAAUGCGUGAGUGCGAUUGCGAUUUGUACAUAGUAAGGCGCCAUUCAAACAUUACACCAUAUUGUUAUAUAAUUUCGGAAGAUGAAGUUGUACAACGUAAAAGCUGAUAUUUAGUGUAGGCCUAGUAAUUUAAAUAUGUUGUAAUAUCAAGCGAAUCAUCUUAAUUAUUUCCGGUGGUAAAUAAAUGCUUAGAUUUUCACACUGGCAGAUCUCCUGAUACUUUUUGCACCAGUAAAUAGCCAUUGAAGCGAUAUACUCACCCCGGUUGUGUUAUGUAAAUAUUUUUCAUUCUUGGCAUCACAGACAUAUACACUGUUAAAGGCAUCCUAUGUAAUGUUUGAAUGGAUCCUAAUGUUUGAGACUGUUCAGUCUACUAAUUCCACUUUCCGACUGAUGUUAUAAUAUAUUUUCCUUAUUUGUUUAAUGUACCUAAGGUUAAAGCACGCUAUCCUAGGGUCGCAACCCUCCUUUCUGGAUUGGGUGCCCGGGACAAACAUCAACGGUCUGUGAUGAGAGGAAACUGACUGCUGUGACCGUAAGACACUGAUUAGGCACAAAGACUUUUUUUUAUAUAUUCACGGAAAGAAGUUCCUGUGCAUCAUUAAAAUAUCAAUGAGAUUUAUAUUUUUAAAAUUUAAACAUAUUGUGUUCUACAUAGAUGUACUAUUUAUCUGUUAAUAGUACAGUGAUCCUCUCCUGCCUUCUGAACCUGAAGUAUGGUCUACACAAUGCUUAGUGCGCCGUCGGUGACGAUGUAACAGAACAAUGUAUUGAUGUACGGUCAUGGUCAUACUUUGUGAUCACCUAAUCGGUUGCGUACAUUUCUUCCACUGAUUGGUCUUAACUCAGGGAUGUAUUGGGAUGCUAAACUUGUCAUUUCGAAAUGAUUUCACAUGUCUACCCGCUUGAUAUUGACGAUUUGUUAACGUGACGUCACCUGUCGACUCCCUAAACAUGGAAGAUCCCUAGUAUUCCUAAACUGUCGAGAACAUCUCCGCAGACACUGCAUAGUGUUCUUAUGAACACCAAUGAACACCAAAAUGACUAGCAACAUAGUUUGUGCCAUUCUAACUGCAAUCAUGCCCAUCUUUCGAAAAAGUUAAUUUUCUUGGAGUCCAAUGAUAAGAAAAAUGAUGUCAAACAGGAGCACGUGACCAAGAAUGCUGAUAAUGCAACUUAUGAUCAUAAAGCAUGAAUAGCUCGUGCAAUUGAUUGGGCACUGCUGGGAUAUGGAAGGAAGUGGUUACACGUUUAUUUACUGAAUUUUUUAUGACAAGAUUUCAAAUAAAUUAUACUCUCUAUGCAAUUAUUUGGUGCACAGGAACUUUUUUCCGCGAGUAUAUAUGGCCGGCCUAACGAAUAUAGGUUGUAUAUACAAUUCUGGCGCGAAGUGGCAGUUUGGCUUACUGGAAUCUAUACAUGAUGAUGCAUGCUAUAAAGCGUUUGUACAGUGUGAUAUAUUAUCGUGCCCUUUCCAUAAAAUAUCAAUUCACUAUUCCGCUACAUUUUGGCUACUAUAUUUGCAUUUGUCAUUUUAAAUGAAAUAUAAAUUAAAAUACAAACUUAUUUUCACUAAUCUUCUCUUUUUGUAAACAUAAUGUCAAAUCCAUAAUCUAAAUUAUGUUCUUAUUACAAUGAACGUUAUAUAUUAAAACAUGGUGGUUAAACUUCUAAAAUGUUUCCCCGAGUCUUUUUUUAUGGUAUAUUCUAGUCUUGACGUUGUGCUGUUAUAAAAAAAUUAGCCCCAUUUUUGGUCCUGAAAGUAGCAGCAAGUUUAGAUACAACUUUUUUGUAUCAACAGGCAGACAAUUUGCACCUUUCACCAGACAGGACAGUACAAGACAUGUUAAAAAUAUUAACUAAGAACUGGUAACAUCUGCAGCAGUCUGUUCUCAUACAGACUACCUAUCCGGGUGUUGAGGUUCAUAUAGACUGGAUGCGGCGCGUGCGUGCGGCUAAAAACAAAUCGAAAUAUAUUAGUUUCAGUGAGAGCGUCUAGACAGGAUGCAAAACGCAUGCGGCCAGCCGGAUUGAAAUGGUCGUAUGUAGUGUAUAUGCCCAAAACGCAUGCGGCCAGCCGGAUUGAAAUGGUCGUAUGUAGUGUAUAUGCCCAAAACGCAUGCGGCCAGCUGCAAUAAAAUAAUGGUAUAUGGUUUAUAUGUCCAAAACACAAGCCGCAGACGCAUUAGACGCGACAGUUGGACCGCACGCACGCGCCGCAUCCAGUCUACAUGAGACUUAAGCCGAGUAUAACGAUUCUUAAGUUCGGCCAGACUGAGAACAACUUUGAGCAUGGACAUGGCAUAUCCACUGUCUAUCUGAUAAAACUAAUAUUAUUCAUGGAUAUUCUGGCAUGCAAAGCGGUUCAUUGAAUCAUUGUAUUUUACUAACAUUGUAUUAUUCGUUUUAUUAAAUUAUAUGAAAAAUU